GACUCUUCAGAUCUUCCUUGGGAUGCAAAGCUUUGAUUGGCGGGGGAGAGUCGUCCAAUCGCAGCAGCUCGCUGGCGGAACCAGCCAAUGGGAGCAAGGUGAAGGCGGGCCUUUGGAGCACUGACCGGAAGCGAAAGCAGCAGCCCGGCAAGGAAAAACGCUUCACCCGUUCGUCAACAUGUCUAUUAUGUCCUAUAAUGGUGGGGCCGUCAUGGCCAUGAAGGGGAAAAACUGUGUUGCCAUUGCUGCUGACCGGCGAUUUGGCAUUCAAGCUCAGAUGGUGACCACAGACUUCCAGAAAUUGUUCCCAAUGGGAGACAGACUAUUCAUUGGCUUGGCUGGACUUGCCACGGAUGUGCAGACAGUGGCCCAAAGGCUCAAGUUCCGCCUGAAUCUCUAUGAACUGAAGGAAGGCCGGCAAAUCAAGCCCCAGACCCUGAUGAGUAUGGUGUCCAACCUCCUGUAUGAGAGACGGUUUGGGCCUUACUACGUAGAGCCUGUGAUAGCUGGCCUGGACCCUGUCACAUACAAGCCUUUCAUUUGUUCCUUGGAUUUGAUUGGCUGCCCCAUGACAACGGACGACUUUGUGGUCAGCGGGACCUGCGCAGAGCAGAUGUACGGCAUGUGUGAAUCCCUCUGGGAGCCAGAUAUGGAACCAGAUCACCUCUUUGAAACCAUAGGCCAGGCCAUGCUCAACGCAGUUGACAGAGACGCCGUGUCGGGUAUGGGUGUGAUCGUCCAUGUCAUUGAGAAAGACAAGAUAACUACCCGAACACUGAAAGCUCGCAUGGACUAACGGCCCGGUUCUUCAGGGAUCGAUUUUUUUUUUUUACCUUGGUAGCUGGAAUGCUGCUCUCGGUUUGAUUUUUUUAUUCCAAUAACUUCACCGUGAAGGAAAGUAGUUGAUAACAGGGGAUGUGUUUGACAAAUAAAAAGAAUUCUGUUAGUUUUUUGGA
Sphaerodactylus townsendi is the source of this 956-nucleotide messenger RNA. It is a transcript of the gene PSMB3, whose product is annotated as proteasome 20S subunit beta 3. The coding region runs from base 179 to 796 and encodes 205 amino acids. The record is from RefSeq and is a predicted model, not a curated record. NCBI's taxonomy places the organism in Eukaryota, Metazoa, Chordata, Lepidosauria, Squamata, Sphaerodactylidae. The transcript is spliced from 6 exons. Gene Ontology annotation, cellular component: proteasome core complex; proteasome core complex, beta-subunit complex. Gene Ontology annotation, biological process: proteasome-mediated ubiquitin-dependent protein catabolic process.